AUGGAGCCUCUCUUGGGGGUUUUGUUGGGUUUGAUUCUGGCAGUAGCUUCAUCAGUGCAGAACAACUGUUCCUGUGCAACCAACAAGUGGACAGUAUGUGCCCAGGACGGAUCUGAGAACUGCAGCUGCACACUGGUAGGUUCAAAUCACAGGGUAGACUGUUCCACACUGACUUCAAAAUGCUUGCUGAUGAGGGCAGAAAUGACCCCCCUGAAGGAGAAGCGCUUCUGGGGCCAUCCCCAUGGGCUGUUAGAUAGUGAUGGCAUUUACAAUCCAGACUGCGAGGACAGUGGUAUCUUCAAAGCCAGGCAGUGCAAUCAAGCCGAUACUUGCUGGUGCGUGAACACUGCCGGAGUAAGAAGAACCGAAAAGGGUGACAAAAGCCUGAGUUGCGGUGAACUGGUUAGAACAAGCUGGAUCUACAUUAAACUGAGGCACAAAAAAAGGUCCAGUGGCUUCAGCGUUCCCGACAUAGCAAAUGCCCUGAAGCAUCUGUUUGAGAGCCGAUACAAACUGCACCCCAAAUACAUCACAGCCGUUAAGUACAAUUCUCCACUUAUCCAAAUCCACCUGAACCAGCAGAACCCUGAGAAAUCUAGGUGUGACGUAGAUAUAGCUGAUGUAGCCUAUUACUUUGAAAAGGAUAUCAAAAAUGACUCUGUAUUUCAUUCAAACAGUACGUUAACUGUCUCUGUCAAUGGAGAUGCUCUGGACAUUGAAAAAAUAAGGAUUUAUUACAUUGAUGAAAAGCCGCCAGAGUUUUGCAUGAAGCUACUGGCUGCUGGCGUUAGUGCUGUGGUGACAGUGGUGACGCUGAUGGCUGGCUUUGGCAUCGCUGCGCUGGUUAUUCUGAGGUGGCUGCGGACAAGAAAAUAUAAGAAAGUUGAGAUUAAAGAAAUGGGUGAAAUAAGAGCAGCAAUUGAUUGA
This is a messenger RNA of Charadrius vociferus (killdeer), 927 nucleotides long. RefSeq names its product tumor-associated calcium signal transducer 2 (gene TACSTD2). NCBI's taxonomy places the organism in Eukaryota, Metazoa, Chordata, Aves, Charadriiformes, Charadriidae. The transcript has a single exon. Gene Ontology annotation, cellular component: membrane. The coding region runs from base 1 to 927 and encodes 308 amino acids. The record is from RefSeq and is a predicted model, not a curated record.